Molecule: messenger RNA, 2896 nt
Organism: Nannospalax galili (Upper Galilee mountains blind mole rat)
Lineage: Eukaryota; Metazoa; Chordata; Mammalia; Rodentia; Spalacidae
Gene: Rnf4
Product: ring finger protein 4
Exons: 8
Coding region: 306-890 (194 amino acids)
Biological process (GO): positive regulation of transcription by RNA polymerase II
Molecular function (GO): zinc ion binding; transcription factor binding
Source: RefSeq, a predicted model, not a curated record
GAGGGCGGCACAGGGCGGGAUGGUGCCGCCCGAGCGGAAGUGGGGCUCUUUGAGGCGGCCGAGUCGGGGUUCAGCGGGUCUCACUUGCGGUGGUUGAGGUGUUCUAGGUCGAGGGCAUCGGCUGCGGCGCCUGCGGGAGAAACCGGUUCCAGAACUUGGAAGUACUUGGACAUCUAGCUGCCUCCAAAUUCUUUGUAAGCCGAAAGAUGAGUACUGAGUGGGCAUGAGAGACUGAGAACACCCUACUUCCCCAUAGACUUGGUGUAGAUCACUUCCUCUUCUCCGAAUCAGAGCAGGAAGACACAAUGAGUACAAGAAAUCCUCAAAGAAAGCGGCGUGGUGGAGCAGUAAGUUCUAGACAAACCCAGAAGCGAACUCGGGAAGCACCUUCAACCCCCGAGAUUUCCUUGGAAGCAGAACCCAUAGAGCUUGUGGAAACUGCCGGAGAUGAAAUUGUGGACCUCACCUGUGAAUCUUUAGAGCCUGUGGUUGUGGACCUGACUCACAAUGACUCUGUUGUGAUUGUUGAAGAGAGGAGACGGCCACGGAGAAAUACAAGGAGACUCCGCCAAGACCAUGCUGACAGCUGUGUAGUGAGCAGUGAUGACGAGGAACUGUCAAGGGACAGAGAUGUGUAUGUGACCACCCAUACUCCUCGAAGCACAAAAGACGAAGGAGCUACGGGACUCAGGCCCUCGGGUACUGUCAGUUGUCCAAUCUGCAUGGAUGGAUACUCUGAGAUUGUACAGAAUGGGCGCCUCAUUGUUUCUACAGAAUGUGGCCACGUCUUCUGUAGCCAGUGCCUCCGUGAUUCUCUUAAGAAUGCUAACACUUGCCCAACUUGUAGGAAAAAGAUCAGCCAUAAACGAUACCACCCCAUUUAUAUAUGAAAUAUUCAGGGCUGCUUAGGAGAGACCAAUGGACAGAGAGCUGGGCUGGCCUCUCCGCAUGGUUAUCUAUCUGCCUCCAGUUUCCUGAUCUCAAAAAGACUUUCAAAACCAUCAUCUGAUGUGUAAACUGUUCUUUUAUUUCCAAACCCCUUAGAUCCUUUUGUUAUCUCCAGUUUGAUGCUAUGGAGCUGGAUGCCCGGGAUCCUCCCAGGUCAGCUCAGCAUCUCUGCUCCUUGGGGUGGUCUGUCCCCAGAGUAGGAGAAAAGGAGUCAGGCAUAUUGAGUUGAGCAUUGUGGCUCCAGCCUUUUUAUGGAGCUGACAUGUUUGCCAAGAAGUUUCCCUUUUGGGAAAGUACCCCAACUCUUCUGGGUGCAGGACUGUCCCAGGAAUUAACCAGUUAAUUAUUCUGCCUGCCACAUGGUGACCUUGCCAGACACAGUCCACCUGGUCAAAGGGUCCCAGUGCAGGAGCUGUCCCUGCAAAGCCCAGUUACUGGGCCUUUUUUCCUUCCCUUGAGAGUCAGAGGUGAUGUGUGAUUCUGCCUGCAACUUAGCAUUGAUGUGCAGUGUUUUCUGCAAAUCAAGAGAUGGUCUGCAGGGCACCCGUUUCCUAAGAAUGAGAAAGUGCAAUAAAGCCCGUUCUUCACCUGCUCUUCAGCAGUCGGGGGCGGUGGAGCACAGCUAGUCUCUGCAGCCCAGUGUUGUCUGUGGAGCAGCAGUGCCCAUCCCACCGUCUGUGUUCACCAGCUGUUCUCAGGAACCCUACCCAUACUCCAGAGUUCUUUGCCUGGCACAGGAUAUUCAAGGCCAGCAGGGAGACAGGUGUCUGAGUGUCCUCUUUGCUAAAAAGAUCUGUCCAGUGUUGUCCACAUGCCCUCCAGCCCUGAGUUUCUCAGUUCCCACUGCCUAAUGUCUGCCCAAGCAUAGAGAGCAGGAGGUAGUAGCAGUAACAGUGGCCUUAACAGCUGCUUGCUUCCAUGCUUUUGCCCAAGUUACUGUUGCCCAUUUUCAGAGGUGUUGGCCCACCCAUCCUGGCACUGCCCUGGCUUUCUCACCCCCCUUCAGUAGUUAUUUCCAAAGUUGUUCUUCUGGCCAGCUGGGCUAUUGACUGCUCUGUAGGUUUGGUUGGCAAAGCAUGAUACCUCUUCCUCCGCAUGGGGCCACAUAAUACUCUGCUCAACUCCAUAUGUGGGAGCCUCUGGUGCUCUCAGAGGUCGUGAGGUGGUACAAAUUGCCCCUGAGGAAAUUAGGCACAGGAUGGCUUGUCAGGGAUAGGCUUCGUGCCAGCCUGCCUCCACCUUCACACUACUUCCUCAGAGGGCUUCAAGCCAAACCAGUAGCCCUUUUGUGUGAAACAUCUUCAAGGUGGAAAAGGGACCACUUGGGGCUUUGCUAGCAAUAACUGACCUUCAGUUUGCCCUUCUGAAGGAGCAGGGACUCGGCACAGAAUUCACUUUAAAUGGAGCUGAAGGAGUGUUCCUCCUAUGUGAAAAGAAAAUAGUUUUAUUCUUCAUUCUGGCUUCUUAACUGUUUGACUUCCAGUUUGAGAUGAAUAAUUUUCUACAUGGACAUGAAGAGGGCAGGAGCAUCAGCUCUUGAGUAGUGUCUGCCCUCCCCUUGGGUGUCACAGCCUUUGAGGUCCCCGUGGGCUCAUGGCCUUGGUCUUGCAAGCUCUGAUAGCCAGACUCAAAGAGCCAAGGUGAUGAUGCAGCCAGUUCACCAGUAAAUAGGUGAUACCCACUUAAAAAUUUGUUUUCUCCUUAAAGACAGUUUAUGAAGUUCGUCAUAAAUGUGUUACUUCAUCCUAAAUUAAAUUGAGAAAAAGAUGUUUAGUUCUCCUAAUCAGAAACUGCACCAUAGGAAAAAGUUGAUACAGAAAAAACUCCUUUCCUUUCCUCAAUGUAUAUAGUUUAACUUUCUUUGUUACAUUUGAACUACGCUCAUGGAUGUCACUCUGUUUUGGACUUCUGCUAGUGUUACGGAUGGAAAUAAAACCAUUAAUUUGAA